This is a messenger RNA of Oryza sativa Japonica Group (Japanese rice), 1395 nucleotides long. RefSeq names its product PLASTID TRANSCRIPTIONALLY ACTIVE protein 6, chloroplastic. The record is from RefSeq and is a predicted model, not a curated record. Lineage: Eukaryota; Viridiplantae; Streptophyta; Magnoliopsida; Poales; Poaceae. Gene Ontology annotation, cellular component: plastid-encoded plastid RNA polymerase complex.
CGCGCGCGCAAAAAAAAAAAAAAAAAAGCUCAGACAUGGCGGCCACCGUGUCGCUCUCUCUCGUCGUCUCCGUCUCCGGCUUCCCCUAUCCAUUCCCCUCGCCGCUCUCCAAAACCCUAGCUAACCCCUCCUCCUCCAGGUCCCUUCUCCUCGCCGCCCCCCUCUCCCGCGGCGCCACCCCACUGCCCCUCCUGCGGCGCGAUGUCUCCGCGGCCUACGGCGACGACGACAUGGACGACGACUUCGGGGACUUCGACCUCGACGACGGGGACGGCGUGGGGGACGACGAAGACCUCGACAACGAGCAGGACUACGACGUCGACUACGACCGCCUGCUCGCCCCCGUCAAGGCGCCGCCGCGCCCGCUGUCGGGGGAGGGCGACGAGGAGGAGGAGGGGGACAUCGCCAUGGUCGCCGCCCAGAGCUUCGUCUCCACGCAGGACUCCGCCUCCGACACCGUGGUCGACUACUCCGUCAACGAGGACGAAUUCCACAAGAUUCGCCUACUGCACUGCGAUUUUUUUAUCCGCAAGGUGCCUGACCCCGACGACGACGUCUUCGACUUCCGGGAGAUGUAUGUCACGCCGCCUGACACUGACAUCUAUUCCAUCCCAAGGGUUCUUGCUCCGAUGCCGCAAAAGUAUUUGAGGUGCACGAAGAAAAAUUUUGGUCGUUACCAUGUUAGUGAGCCGCCUGUUGAGCAUUUGCGUGAUCCCCUAUACAAGACAGAAAGGGAGAUCAUGAAGGUUUUCUUAACAAAACAUUACAGGAAUAGGCGGUGUAACGACCCAGAUUUUUUCCUUGAUUUUGAAGAGAUAUAUGUUAUUGACUCAAAAGCAAGGUCAAUCACGAGAGCAAAAGUUGUGGUUAGUGUCCCUGAAGGAAAGAAGAGGGACAGGAGAAAUGACUUGCUACUCAUACGAGAUGGAGGGGAAUCAUUCAGAAUAAUCGACAAGACCAAAAGGGAUGAUGCGACCACUGUGAUCCAAAGAGAGGAGUGGGCAAAGUCGAGGCAAGAUGUGGAGAAGCACUUUAGGAAGCUCCGCGACUUUGACUACUCAAAUUGGUUCUGAAGAAAUAGUAGCUGGAGUCAUUCAGCAGAGAAAUUAUUUUGCUAAUUUUGCAGCUGCUUAUAUUAGAGGAAGCGACCAUGGACCAUGGUGCUCAAGGGAGAAUCGCCAUCUUCGAGUAGGCUAAUUAUGUGUACUUUAGGUUUUUGUAGCAGGUAGAAGGCAUGCCACUUAGCGAGCCUAUCUGUAGAAAACUGAAAUGUUUGAUGCUUGUGAAUGCACUACCUUGUUGAGUAGCCAACGAAUAUGUGGUCCUUGGAUUCAGAAUGCACGUGUUUUUUAUAGUAUCGGAUAUCUAUACUUGGAUUCAGAAUUUCCUAGGUAA